GUCGCCAGGGCAGGUGGCGGGAGGAGCGAGGAGAGCAGCGCUCUCGGCCCGGCUCCAGCUCCCCGCCUCCGGCCCGCGCUGUCCGCAGGCGGGUAGUGUUUGUGGGGGUGGAGGGGGUCCCCAGCGACUUCUAUAUAAGCGGAUGCAAUGGCUCUCCCGGCAGAGCCGAACGGCGAGACGGCAGGCAAUGCCCGGGACCAUGGCGACGAGCGGCGGGCAGGGCUUGCCGGCUCUGCUCCUCCUCCUCCUCCGGCUGUGCGAGGUGAGCUGCCGGGAGCAGGCGUGUUCCCGGCCCUGCGGUGAGCGGUGCCCGGCCGAGCCGCCGCGGUGCGCGCCGGGGGUGCCCGCCGUGCUGGACGGCUGCUCCUGCUGCCUGGUGUGCGCCCGGCAGCGCGGCGAGAGCUGCUCCCCGCUGCUGCCCUGCGACGAGAGCAGUGGCCUCUACUGCGACCGCGGCCCUGAGGACGGCGGAGGGGCCACCGGCAUCUGCAUGGUCCUGGAGGGAGACAACUGCGUGUUUGAUGGGAUGAUUUACCGCAAUGGGGAGACGUUCCAGCCCAGCUGCAAGUACCAGUGCACCUGCCGAGACGGACAGAUUGGCUGCCUGCCCCGCUGUAACCUGGACCUGCUGCUCCCUGGCCCCGACUGCCCUUUCCCCAGAAAAAUCGAAGUCCCUGGAGAGUGCUGUGAGAAGUGGAUCUGCGACCCAAAAGAUGAAGUGAUUUUGGGAGGUUUUGCUAUGGCUGCCUACAGACAAGAGGCCACACUUGGGGUAGAUGUGUCGGAUUCGAGUGCAAAUUGUAUUGAGCAGACAACGGAGUGGAGUGCUUGUUCCAAAAGCUGUGGAAUGGGCUUUUCCACUCGUGUUACCAACAGAAACCAGCAGUGUGAGAUGGUGAAGCAGACGCGGCUUUGCAUGAUAAGACCUUGUGAAAAUGAAGAACCAUCUGAUAAGAAAGGGAAGAAAUGUAUCCGCACCAAGAAGUCAGUGAGAGCUGUUCGGUUUGAGUACAGGAACUGCAGCAGCGUGCAGACCUACAAACCUCGCUACUGUGGGCUCUGCAGCGACGGGCGGUGCUGUACCCCGCACAACACCAAAACGGUUCAGGUGGAGUUCCGCUGUCCUCAGGGCAAAGCCCUAAAAAAGCCAGUGAUGCUGAUCAGCACCUGUGUCUGUCACAGCAACUGUCCUCAGAGUAACAAUGCUUUCUUCCAGCCCGUAGACCCCAUGUCCAGCGAAGCAAACGUGUGAAAUGCAUAAACGAGGUGGUGCAAACGCUAUAGUUCAUACAAAACUUGACCCACAAUCAGGUGAAUGUAACAGAUGCCUAUGUAAAAAUAUCUAUGAUGUUUUUCAAAGCAGUCUAGGAGCUUCCCUUUGCCCUGUAGUUUAUUAAAUACCUCAUUUUACAUUUCCCCCCUCCAAAUGACUUUCAUUCACUUGAAUGAAAUUUUACGUCUUGGACAGAGCCUUCUUUUUUUCUCGACAAUGGCAUAAAGAUUGCAAAGCAAACAACUAGACUUUCUCCUUGAGUUAAGGGGUUCGUGUCACAAGUUUCAAUAGCUGUAAGAAUAGGCCCUACAAGAUACAGCAUGAUGCUGUAUCACAUAAGCUUUCAGGUUCUUAACUUUAUUUUGUAUGAUGCAUAUGAACACUUAAACAGUGUUCUUUUUCCAUUCUAGUGCAACGGUUUCUGAUGACAGUAAAACUUCUACUGAUGAAAGUGCUGCAUUCUUGAGUCUUACAGAAUACCUUCUAUCUAUAAACUUUCUCUGAGGAUUAAAUUUGCACAUAGGUCCUGAAAUGACGUAGCUAAGAUCUCUUAUCCUAAAGCACAGCAGAUUGAUGGCAGAUUGAUGCUGGCAGCAAACACAUUUCACUAGCAGUCUCAUCCAAAAUCCACUGAAGUUUAUAACCAGUAUGUAUCUGUAGAUAUGAGGAUGCAAACCCAGAGUUUCUGUAAAUGUCUCUAAAAUGCUAACUGUAUCAUAUGGUGCUUCAUUUUUGUAGAAAGGUGUAUAUGUGAAUAGAAACUGUACAAAUUGUAAUAUAACUUUACUAAGUAAAUAAACUUUAUGUGAUUAAAGGUA
Messenger RNA from Pogoniulus pusillus (Red-fronted tinkerbird), 2091 nucleotides. It is a transcript of the gene CCN3, whose product is annotated as cellular communication network factor 3. NCBI's taxonomy places the organism in Eukaryota, Metazoa, Chordata, Aves, Piciformes, Lybiidae. Gene Ontology annotation, molecular function: integrin binding; heparin binding. The coding region runs from base 143 to 1252 and encodes 369 amino acids. The record is from RefSeq and is a predicted model, not a curated record. The transcript has 5 exons. Gene Ontology annotation, cellular component: extracellular region; extracellular matrix. Gene Ontology annotation, biological process: cell adhesion; signal transduction.